GGGGCGCGGCGGGCGCGGGCGCGGCGCUCCCACCCCGCGGGGGGCGGUGCUGCUGACGGCGCCAGCCCCUCCGGACCGUCCGCACCGCUCCCGGCGGGCGUCCGGUGACACGCGGCGGGUCGGGUUUCCCCGCUGGGAGCACCGGGCAGUGCAUGGGCGCUCUUCCCCAGCGGGCACGGUCGCGCUCCCCCUAAUCCCCCCGCCGGCUGCGCGAAGGAGGACGACGGAGCAUGCCACCGGCGGGGCGGUUCCGCGGGGACUGACAUGCAGCUGAAGGAGGGCAGGCGCCAACCCCUCCGCCUCCCCCGCGGUAGCGGAGGCGAUGCUGCAGGGCGCUCCUCGGGCUCUCCCGCAGCCGCCAGGCUAUCCCCCACAGCAGCCGCGCUCGCUGCCGUGAGCGGCGCGGCUUCGGCCCGGCCGAGGCGACGAGCGGCGCGGGCCCGCACUCGUGCCCGGGGCGGCGGCGGCGGCGGCGGGGAAGGCGCUGUCCGCGCCCGCGGGCGGCUCCGCGCGGCGGAUGCGUGUGCAUGAGCGCUGCACCGAGCGGGCGCAGGAAGCGCCCCCGCUCCGCCGCCUCCAUCUUCCAGGGCAGCAGGACCUCGCCGCACGGCCGCGACAGCGAACGCCGGGGCAGCGGCUCCGAUAGCGCCUACCAGAUCCAGAGAACCCUGGACGACUGUAAGAUGCUUGUCCAGGAGUUCAAUACCCAGGUGGCUCUCUAUCGGGAGCUGGUCAUUUCUAUUGGGGAUGUCUCAGUCACCUGUCCUUCUCUGCAUGCAGAAUUGCACAAAACUCGAACCCGAGGAUGUGAGAUGGCCUAUCAGGCUCAUCAAAAACUAGCAGCAAUUUCUGGUCCAGAAGAUGGUGAAAUCCAUCCUGAAAUCUGUAGACUAUAUAUCCAGUUGCAAUGUUGCUUAGAAAUGUACACAACAGAAAUGCUAAAGUCCAUAUGUCUGCUAGGAUCGCUGCAGUUUCAUCGGAAAGGAAAAGAACCUUGUGGCCCACCCAAGAUCUUAGAUACUAAAGUGGAGGAGAGUUCUGAAGUACCUAUUUUAGAAGACACAUCAUUAUCACCAACAGAUAUUCAACAGCAUCUAUGGCAGGUUUCCACAGAUAUUGAAAACACUGAAAGAGAUAUGAGAGAAAUGAAAAACCUUUUAAGUAAACUCAGGGAGACUAUGCCUUUACCAUUGAAAAAUCAAGAUGAUAGCAGCCUCCUAAACUUGACUCCCUACCCACUGGUAAGAAGACGGAAGCGAAGAUUCUUUGGAUUGUGUUGUCUUGUCUCAAGUUAGAAGAUUAGGCACAGAAGCACCAAGGAAACCAUGACUUUGAUUAAACCACUACUAUUUGACCACUGAAAAGAUGAAAGUCGCUAAUAUUGAUUAUAAAGUAUAUUUUCAACACUAGGCUAUUCAUUUUUGUCUUCUGCUCCAUCCCCCUUUUCAAAUAAGAGUUUCAAUACUUUCAAAUUAUGGUGAUCAAAAAUGGCUGUGGAAUAGAUCUAGCAUAUUUAAAACUUUUUAAAGUAUGUUUUGCAUGCUUACUUUCAAUCACUCAAAGACACAUUAAUUAUGAUUCAUAUAUAAUUUUAGAGGGUUUUUUUCAUUGUUUGAGCUGCAGCUAAAGUUUGUGUGUAGUACAGUACUCUUACUAGUAUCAUAUUAAAAUCAUACUCUAACAGUCUUUAAGCAUAGGAGAAGAACAUUUGAUCAUUCUCUCACAGUCUUUAAGCAUAGGAAACUAUUUAAGAGCAAAACUAUUAAAGUUCUAAGACAUUCAAACAAUAUUGUAACAGAGUUUGUACAAAAUCUCUAGUUGCUUUUUUUGUGCUCUCAUUCAUAUUUAGUCUUCCACUGUAUCUCAACUUCAAAGCUUUAUAGAAAAAUAUCUUAAUUUAUGAUAAAAAAAACAUAUAUGAAAAUAGGUAGGACUUGUAAAUACAGAGAAAUCAUAAUAUCUAUAAACUGUACAAUGCUUAGAAACAACAAAUUUCUUUUUCAGGCAAUAGUAUAUCCUCAAGCUUUUGAAAAAAGUAAAUAAUUUAUUAAAAGAAGGUGUAUUAAAAUAAACAGUGUAAAACACAAUGCCAACCCAUUUUGUUGCCAGUAGAAUUCAAAGCAUGGUGUCUGCAUAUCAAGUAUUGAUCUUAUAAGGCAUGCCAAAAUUAUCGCAGACUGUAAGAUACUAAACGUUUUACAUUGUUAAUAAAGUUUUUUAUUUAAAUCAAAUGUUGUCUUGUUUCUAGUUGUAUUGCCAGACUAUGUAGUUUUUUCUAAUUUUGUUGUCAGAGUACUACACAAAUUUGUGACAAUAUUUCCAUUUCAACAAGGAUAUUUACAAAGAGAGAUAUAAAAAAUAUGCAUGACUAAAUUCUUUAAAUAGCACCCAAAAAGGUAACUUCGGUGUGUUUGAAGAUUUCAGGUCAUGAACUAUACUUAAGCAUAUAUAUUCCUAAGCCUCUGAAAUGGGGAGAUUCCUAUAGACACAAAACUUGUGCUUGUGAGAGCAAACAUUUUUAAGAAGAAUGGAAUUGAAGUCCACAGCACAAGUUUUUUCCGAGUUAAUUCCUUAAAGUUUUCUGCACAUUUCUCAUGAACCUUGUGCUCACUAAUCAGAGCUGUUGUCCUUAACAUUUAGCACUGGCAUGUUUUCAUGAGAAGUCUCAAAGCAGUAGACUCACUCUAUGAUUCUAUCUCCACAGAUAGAUACACUAGAUUUUGCAACUGCUAAAACUUUGGAAAACAACUCCUGGUGUCUAAUAGCUAUCAAAAAUACUGUCUGCAAAACUGAUCAGUAGCUACAAUUAAACGAUUAAUUUUUUUUCAGCAUAAGUGAAAGACAUUUAUGCCAAAAAAAGUGUAUGAAUUCAAGACUGAAUGUACAGUGAUGCCAUGAGAAAGAAAGGGGGAAAGAAAAUUUCAUAGAUUUCUUUAAAGGUUCUGGUUUUUAGUACACACAGAGAAUCAGAUGGGCAGAUAAAGCAGUGACCUUGUCUAAUUCAUUACCUGCCCAUAUAUCAUCACAAGGAAUUUCUUGUGCCAAGUUACAUGACAGCUCAUAUCUCUGUGUUUUAACCACAGAUAUUGCAAUGGAAUAUACAUUACUGACACAAAUGUGUAAACAUCUUAAUAUUACCAAGCUCUUGACAUCAGUCAUAUCACAGAGAGUUCCUUAACUUCAGUGGGAAGUAUCACAUUCUGGGAUAGACUUGAACAUGUUCUCUUCAAAGCCCUUUAAGAUUGCAGUAUAUUGAAGUGUACAGUGAUAUGUGUCCUUGUACCUUUCAUUAUUCUGGAAACUUUGGCAGUGUUUCUUCUUCCUCAGCUAAAGACUGCAAAAAUCACAGUCUUUGUUCAUUUUGAAGCCUUUCUAUAAUUCUAAGCAAUCUAGCAUCUUACCUGAAGCUUUUUGUAUUGCUGCUAAUCCUAAUUAGAGACAUGCUGUAAUUCCCAAGCUUUAUAGCCACUUAAGGAAUAUUGGUGCUCAAGGGUGAAUAGAAGUUCUCUUAACAUCUAGUGACAUGAAUCAAGUCCUGGUAAGUAUCUGAAUUGAAGAGGUGUCAAGGGAUAAAAAUUGGUUUACUUAGGAAUGCAGUGGAUUAUCUUUUACUACUUCAAAAGGAAAUAAGAAAACUUUUUAAGCCAACAUGAUAUUGGUAAAAGAAAGAUAAAAGUUAAUGAUAUUACUACAUUUUAGUUUAAUGGAAUACAGCAAUGUAGGAUCAAAGCUUAAAAGCUCCCUCAACGAAAUUAUAUACAAAUUAUUUAGAGAUUAUUUAGAACUAUUAUUUACUUUCCAAGUACUUUGAAAUACUUCACUUUAAACUCCUAAAGGUGUGGAAACAAGCAAUUCAGAGAGAAUACUGAGGAAAGCAGCACUUGCUUUCUAAAUCCUUCUUGGAGUUUGAACUUUUUAGUUGAAAGCGUUAUGAGUUAAAGGCACCAUAAUUAUUUUGCAGGGCAGGAAGCAAGUAAAAAUUCCUCUUCCCACCAAAUAUGUCAAGUUUCACCAACUUUUUUAUUUUACUAAAACUUUGUGCAGCUCCAGCUUUUCAAAUUCUUUAUAGCCACCUUCC
Camarhynchus parvulus is the source of this 4078-nucleotide messenger RNA. RefSeq names its product regulator of G protein signaling 7 binding protein (gene RGS7BP). The coding region runs from base 528 to 1295 and encodes 255 amino acids. Gene Ontology annotation, biological process: G protein-coupled receptor signaling pathway. The record is from RefSeq and is a predicted model, not a curated record. NCBI's taxonomy places the organism in Eukaryota, Metazoa, Chordata, Aves, Passeriformes, Thraupidae. Gene Ontology annotation, cellular component: neuron projection; postsynapse; nucleus. The transcript is spliced from 6 exons.